This is a messenger RNA of Lytechinus pictus (painted urchin), 6324 nucleotides long. RefSeq names its product SET and MYND domain-containing protein 4-like. The transcript has 17 exons. The record is from RefSeq and is a predicted model, not a curated record. Gene Ontology annotation, cellular component: cytoplasm; nucleus. Gene Ontology annotation, molecular function: histone deacetylase binding. Lineage: Eukaryota; Metazoa; Echinodermata; Echinoidea; Temnopleuroida; Toxopneustidae. The coding region runs from base 36 to 2324 and encodes 762 amino acids.
GCGAGGUUGGCAACUGAAUUGACGACGAUGGAGGGAUGGAGGCUGCUUUCAACUUUCCGGAAUUUCUUAACAUCGCAAGUGAACUUUGGAAAAGUCAGUCUUCGAAAGAAAAGUAUUGCAUUCAGAAUGCAUUUGAACACGACAAGGAUAUUAUUGACGUAGGAAUGAAAGUAGUCAACUGGAGAGAUUCCAGCAUUGAACGCUAUAUUGAAACUAUUGAAAGAUGUUUCAAGCUUCCAGGGUCUAGGUUGAAAUCAACGUCAGCUGCUGAGGACAAUAGACAAAAGGGUAACAAGCUCUUCCAGAAGAAGGAUUAUAAACAGGCUUUAGAGUUCUAUACAAAGAGUGUUCAGAUUGCUCCUCAUGAUGGAUCAGAUACACUAGCAUUCGCUCAUGCAAACCGGUCUGCUGCCCUCUUUCAUCUUGGCCAUUACAAGGCUUGUAUCCAGGAUAUAGAUGAAGCAAUAGGACAGGGAUACCCAACUGAUAAACACUACAAGGUGCUCCAAAGAAAGGGACAGUGCUUCUUAAAAUUGGGAUGCUUUAAAGAAGCACAAGAAGAAUUCUUGAAGGCUCUGCAAUGCCUUGAAUGUGUUGUUGGAGAAAGCAAAAGGAAACAAGAGGUAAAGACUCUGCUACAGGAGAGCAUCAACCCUUCAGUUGAAGAUCAGUUCCUUUCAUUGCGCUUUAAGCUUAGUGAUGAAUCAGGUGAAGAGAUCUCAGAGAUAUCAUCCCGAUUGGCAAAUGCUUCAACAGCAGUCAUUGCAAAAUAUCAGAAAGAGAAGGGUCGAUAUCUAGAGGCAACCAGAGACAUAGAAGCCGGUGAACUACUCAUCAAGGACAAGCCAUAUGCUGCCAUCAUCUUAAAAGAAGAAGAAAAUUCCUACUGUCAUCACUGUUUUGUGCCAUGCUCACCAAUCCCGUGUCCCAGCUGCACUUAUGCUAGAUACUGUAGUUCUGAAUGCAGAGCAGCUUGUUUGAGUCAGUAUCACUUUGUUGAGUGUGGGACUGAGGAACUUCUACAGCAGGUGAGCUUGUUCAGCCAACUUAGUCUGCAUAUCCUCAUCACUGCUGGGACGAAAGCACUCUCCCAACACAUCAACAAUUCCAAGACACCAUCUUGCUCACAGUCAUCUUCAAAAUCAUCAACAUCGUCAUCAUCGACCGCUUCGCAGACUCCCUCAUCAGAUUACGUUGAACGUGGCAAAGUCACUUAUGAAUCCAUCCAUGGUCUUGAAGCACAUUGGUUUAAUCAUUCACAUGAAGAGCUUAUACAGUAUGCUGUGACUUCCAUUUUGCUUGCCAAGUGCUUCUACUCAAAGCUAGUCCUACCUGAAACCUGCGAAACCUUCUCUAAAGAUGAGAUCGUCACAGAGGUGGCUUCCCUCCUUCUACUUCACACCAGACAACUGAAAUCAAACUCCCAUGCUAUCACCCAUGUGCGGUCAUCUGAGAAAGGAAACACAACAGCUAAGUCAACUGAUGGGACCAUAGAGGAGAUAUCGCAGGUUCGGAUAGCGACAGCGGUCUACCCCACAGUGAGCUUGAUGAACCAUGCUUGUCAACCAAACGUCAUUGCCAGUUUCAGAAAAGAUAUCAUUAGUGUUAGAGCUACAGAGAGGAUCAGAUGUGGUGAUGAAAUACAACAUUGUUAUGGACCUCAGGUAGGUCACAUGACAUCAUCGGACAGGCAGGAGGCGCUCUUAAAGCAGUACUGCUUCACAUGCUGCUGCAGAGCUUGCAAGUCUCAUCCCAAAUCUAGCGAGAAAGAGAGGGAUGUCCGCAUCAAAUGUCCCCAAUGCAGUCACCAACUCAACUUCAAGACAAGUAUGUGUGGACCGUGUAAUGAGAGUUUUGAUUUGGUGGUAUUAUUGACGAUGGCAAAACAAGCUAUGACUAACAUAUCUGAGUUAGUAGAUGAAUUCUCAGCAGUAGAGGGUGACAAAGCACUAAUGAGAGAUGUUGUUUCAAGAACAAAAUGCUGCAUCGAAGAGUUAGAGCGAAUCGUCAUGACACCUGACAUGAAAUUAGCCGAGGCAUAUGACUUCAUGGCCAAAUGUCACGCUAUGCUGGAUGAGUUCAAAGAAGCUGGUUCAUGGUUAACCAAGUCAAUCCCAACGAUUGAAUGGAAGUAUGGCAGGGAUUCUAUAGAGGUAGCUAAUGAACUCUACAAGCUGGCACAGAUAUACUUCAAUGGUGAGGAGGUUGCUCCAGCAAUGGAAGCUAUAGAUAGAGCCCUGGAACUAUUUACGCGUCACUAUGGCAAGAACACCUGUGAGGUUCAGGAUCUAAUGAAGAUGAAGCUCUGUCUGAAGUUACUCUGACAUAGCACCCCACUGCUUGGAUCCUGAAAGUGACAAGAGAUGUUGUCUGUAGAUGCUUAAUUGAGGACAAAAUCUUACAUUGACAAGUUGGAGCAUACCGGUACUGUCUUCAUAGCCAUUUGAUUGGUGUCUACAGAUUAUUUUCUGCAAGCGAAGGGUCCUAUUCUGAAGGCUGAAAGCAAAUAAUGUGCUAUUGCAAUUCCAGAUGCAUUGGGAAUAACUUCAACUCCUCUAUUAGAAGUACUGUCUUAUCAUUUGUGUAAUAUGUUACAUGAUAUCACACUGUGUAGAAUGAUUGGUUGUCAGAUAUUCUAUCAGGAAUCUACAGUGUGUUGAUUUCAUCACAAAUAUUUUAUUACAUAACUUUUACAUGUGACAGCAGUGUGAUGCAUAUGAAUCCAUUACCGGUAAAUCAUAUUAUGGAACAGGUCCAAGAAUGCGUAUGAAAGUCGAAUGUGAUGAUCUAAUUCUGUUCAUCCUUGCAGCCAUAAAUUGAUAUAAUGGGUGUCCUCAAGUGCGCUACAUAUCCCCCAACACACUUGCAACGAUGCAUUAUUGGUAAUUAUAUUCUAUAUACUAUAAUGUACUAUUCGUCAAAAGUAAUUCACAUGUUAAAUCAAAGCUGGCUAUCAAACACAGAGUGGUGUUUUCUGUUGGGCUAGUCUUUCAAGCUAUAUCAAAACAAGCAUUACCAAUAUCUGGAUUAAGCACAAAAUAAGUGUGUUGCUCUGUGUACUAUGUGUGCACAAUUAAAUAAGUCCAACACACUGUCAUUUUGAUAUCCACUUCAGUUGUACUAACAGAAAUAAAUGGCAAGUUUUGGGUGGUUGCAAGUUGGUUACAAGGGGAAUAUUAUGGAAUUUUAAGAAAUACAUUGACUUUUACUUCUCCAUAUUGAUCUCUAAAUGUGAUCCGUGUUAAGAUAUCAGAUGAACAUGCUGCUUAUUUGUGUUAACAUAUGUUUUUGCCCUGUGUUAAAAUACGGUUUGGAUACUCCAUAACUGCAGCAUGUAUUUGCACGUAUCUUAAUCAUUUAUCAUUUACGAAGUAACAAAGAUUUCGCCGUAGGGUACGGACUAAUGAGCGAAAGACGUGACUAUCUUUCUUAAGCAAAAAUAUAGAGGAAAUCAUUUUCCAUGACCGACAGACCUUUCUGUUUACGCAUGUAUCGUUUCAGAAUUAUAUAAAACAUCUGCCGCAGAUAUUAUUACAGUGAGUUGAGAUAUUAAAGUCAAUACCACAAGGUGGAAUAUUUUGAAAUGCUCUUUAUCCUUCCUGUUUAUUGUGAAAUUCAAGAGGAAUUCUGGAUGAAUUGUAUUCAUAAUGAAUGAAUCAUUAAUUCAUUAAUCAGUCAUUGAAACAGUACAAUGUUUUCUUCUCAUUUUCCUUCUCAGUGUGCAUGUUUUUGUCCUUAUCGUGAUGAUUUUAGGAUUUUUUUUCUCUAAAACUUAUCAAAAUACUUUAGGGGUUCUUUCUAUUCAUAUAACCAUAUUAAUUUAUUAUAUGUUAUGGUCUGCUGAUGAUAUUGUUGACAUUACUUGAAAAGCUGUGGAUGCCAUAUUUUAUUUCUGUAAAAUAAAGUUACCUUUAAGAUCAUUGGUUGGAUGUAUUUGUAAGGGUCUUUUCAGGCACGCAACCAAAUGCAUACGAUUUCUUUUCAUUUGUCAAAUGUUUCGGAAUAGACAUUUCAAAAAGUUUUCUGUUUUUAUUUAUCUGGUGGCAUGAGAUUACGUGCACAAAAAAAUAGUCACAGAGAAAAAUGACUUCAUGUCACUUCUUUCCUUUAUAAACGCCUUUUAAUUUGCCUUUAAGCCAAAUUUAUCAAAUUCAAUCACUCCAGAUUAAUUUGUUUUGCUUUGUAAGCACUUUUAAGAAUAGCAUAAAUUGUUGUUAUGAUAACAACAUCAGGUUAAAGAAUGACAGAUAUUGUUGUUAGGAAACCACCAUGAUGUGAGCCUCAAAGCAGAAAUGAGAUUAUGUGCGAAUGCUCAUUCUUCUUUAGAGAAUAUAUUUCAUAUGAUUUGCUCAAGAUAUGAACCUUGUGCAGCUUGAUAAAUAUUCUCCAAAUAGGGUCGGUAUGAAUAUGCUUGCAAUGAAUUUACAAGUAAGGAUUCAAAAAUAUAAAUAUAGCAGGUCUAGGAGAUUAUCAGGGGGACGAAGGGGGUAGAAUUAAUCCAUUUUGUACCCCCCCCCCUCUUGAAAAAUAAAUAUUCCUGUUGGCACGAAAUCAAUUAAUUGGCAAAUUCAAUUAAUCAAUUAAUUGGCAAAACAAAAAUUGACAAGCAAAAUUUGAUACAAAAGAUUGUAUGUUAGCACUACAAAAAUAGUUCUAUUUGCUAAAAAAAACAAUGAAUAGGUUAUCACAUAUCCAGGAGGGGGCAAUGUCUUUCCUAAACUCAUUACAGUGGCAGAUCGAUCAUACGUGGAUAGGAGGAGGAGGGGGGUUUCAAUCUACCACUGGAUACAUGUAUAUAAUCCAUUGAUUUCUAAAUUUUUGGAAAAGAAUGUAGUACGUGGAGGAGUCGUGGUGUAGUGGUUCUGACUCUCGCCUUGUAAACAGAGGGUCGUGUGCUGGAAUACCACCAAUGCGAUCUGUCAUCCUUUGGCAAAUUGUUAAUCCACACUUUGCCACUCUCGACCCAGGUGCUAAUUGGGUACCCGGUAGGAUGUGAAAGUCAUUGUAGCUUGUCCAGUACUGUGUGCGUCUCACCGGGGACUGACUGGAAUACUCGCUAGGGAGUGGAGGGUGUGCACACAUUGUGUGCGGGAAUGACUGAUUGAAUCCGAUGACCGGGGUAAUAAUAUAUCUGUAAAGCGUUUAGACACAUCGUUCCGAUGUAUUAAGCGCUAUAUAAAAGCGGAUUAUUAUUAUUUGAAUUCCCAAAGAAUUUUGGUUCUAUGAACUCAUUUUAAAGAGAUUGAAAGGGUAAGUUCAUCCUGAAGAAAAUUUUGUUGUAAAAAUAUCCAAAAAAAAAUAAUGAAAAAUAUUAGCGAAGGUUUGAGGAAAAUUCAUUAAAGAUUAAGAAAGUUAUUAGAAUUUUAAAUUUUGGAUUUGUGACGUCAUAAACGAGCAGCUGCCCCAUAUGUUAUGUAAUAUAAAAUGUAUAAAUUUCAAUGUGUUAAUGGUUCCUGAUGACUUAUUUUUCUUUUUAGGAACGGGUUUGGAAUGAUUUUUCUAUUGAUAUACUGAAGGUACAGUAGAAACCAUUAUCAUUUUCUGAGGAAAUGACAUUUCAUUGAUUAUUUACCAUAUCCCAUAUGGCGUCAUAAAUCAAAUAAUUAAAAUUUUAAUAGCUUAUUUAUUCUUUGGCAAAUUUUUUUUCUGCUAUUUUUACAACAAACUUUUAGUCAGAGUGAACUUCCCUUUGAAAGAUAUUUGUAUGCAUUGAACUGUUAUUGCCCUCUUACUUAGUGAGAAAACCUGGUGAAGAUGGCAUAUUUUUGCCUUCCCAUGCAUAUUUAAUAUAGAAUGUUUGAUUGUUUUUUUUUUAAUGAUAUCAAUAUAUUUAAUGCAUCGCAAAUGUGCAUUAGCAAAAUCAAGUUAAUGUUCCCAUUAUUGCAUUCCUUGUAAAGUUUAACCUUAAAAACUAUGAAUGAAUAUAAAUUGUCACUCAAUAAAUUUUGUCUGAUUUUAUAGUAUUCCCAUAACCCUUUCCAUUUUUCUUAGAAAUAUAUGAAUGGGCAAUGUAACAAAAAAAAUAAAAAAUGAAUAAAAUACAAACAAAAAUUGUGUAUUUUCUCUCCAAGUUUAAUGCAAAUAAUAAAUCUGAAGCAUAACAUACACAAGUUACUAACAACUUGUGCUCAGUAUCAAGAGUUAUGUCUAAAGCGAUUGGUUAUUUUGCCAUAUCAUUUACAUAUAUGUAUUCUUUUAGCAAAAAGGAAUUGUGUUGUUGAUAGAUGCCCUGUAAUGUAUGUUAGUAUUCCUUACAAAUACAUAGAUAUGAUAUAUAUUUUUACAUAUUUUCAUUAUUUUUAUUAAAAGCAAGUAUAAAUGUAA